Messenger RNA from Nymphalis io (European peacock), 3763 nucleotides. It is a transcript of the gene mRNA-cap, whose product is annotated as mRNA-capping enzyme. The record is from RefSeq and is a predicted model, not a curated record. Gene Ontology annotation, molecular function: mRNA 5'-triphosphate monophosphatase activity; ATP binding; mRNA guanylyltransferase activity. Bases 164 to 1903 code for a protein of 579 amino acids. The transcript is spliced from 12 exons. Lineage: Eukaryota; Metazoa; Arthropoda; Insecta; Lepidoptera; Nymphalidae. Gene Ontology annotation, biological process: protein dephosphorylation; 7-methylguanosine mRNA capping.
ACAAUCACUUUCAUUUCAUUACUUUCUUGAAUAAAAGAUUUUUUAUUCUUUAUAAUUUAUAACUAGCUUUGUUACGUAUUUUGCAGUUUCUAUCAUUUUAUUUUAUGGUAAAGCUUUCUUUAAUGACAUUCUAAAUAAAGGGUUGGCUGGCUAAGCUUUUACGAUGUCUGACCGACGUGCAACCACUAUUCCAAAUCGAUGGCUUUACUGUCCCCGUACAUCCAAGAAUAUUAUUGCAAAUCAGUUCCUGGCAUUCAAGACACCUCUUGGUUCUCAAUUCAAUAAUGUAGUUCCUGAAUACAAUCGAUUUACAGUACCUAUGGUUUUUGAAUGCGUAAAAACCUUAAAAAGAAAGAUAAGUUUAUGGAUUGAUCUAACAAAUACGUCCAGAUUUUAUGAAAAAAAAGACGUCGAAAAACAUGGUUGUCAAUAUAAGAAAAUAAAGCUUCGUGGGCAUAAGGAGACUCCUUCUGAAGAUCAAACACAACUGUUUAUAGAUAUUGUAAGAGCAAACAUAAACGCAAAUCCAGAUAAUUUAAUUGGUGUGCAUUGCACUCAUGGCUUCAACAGAACGGGUUUUCUAAUAAUUGCAUAUCUAGUGCUUGAAAACAAUUGUGGUCUUCUUGCAGCUAUUCAGGAAUUUUCAAGGAAUAGGCCUCCCGGUAUAUAUAAGCAGGAUUAUCUUGAAGAACUGUUCAGACGUUAUGACGAAAUAGAAGAUGUUAUAACAGCCCCACCUAGACCAGACUGGUGUAUGGAUGAAGAUGGUGAAGAUGACGUCGUUGAGGAGGAAGCUGUGGAUAAUGAUAAUGGACAUAGACCAAAACAAACUCAUAUUAAAUAUAUGAAAAAAGAAUUCAUACCGAAAGUGAAUGGUGUAACAUUCGUCGAAGAACCGGAUGUAGUUCAACUUGUCCAGUCUAAGGUGAAAACAUUUUGCAAGUGGAACAAUUAUGACUUUCCAGGGUUACAGCCCGUUUCUAUGGACGUGGAAAAUAUUAAGCUCCUCUCCCAAAUACCAUACAGGGUCUCCUGGAAGGCUGAUGGCGUUAGAUAUAUGAUGUUAAUCGAUGGUGAUGACAAGGUGUACUUAUUAGACAGAGACAACUGCGUAUUUAAAGCUAACAAUCUACAUUUCUUUCAUAGAAAAACAAAUGAACCACUUAAGGACACAUUACUUGACGGUGAAAUGGUCGUUGAUAAUGAGAAAGGCGUAACAAAAGUUCGUUAUCUUUGCUACGAUAUCAUACGUUUCGAUAACAUAAAUGUGGGCAAGGCGAACUUCUACCCAACUAGGGAGCAGUGUAUCGAUUGCGAAAUCGUUAAACCGAGGGAUAGAGCAAUCGAAAGCGGUCGUAUAGAUAAGGACAAUGAGCCGUUUCGUGUUGGACUCAAACAUUUCUGGGACGUUACGAUGGCAAAGGACUUGCUGGGGGAGAAGUUUGCCAAGACCCUCAAACAUGAACCAGAUGGAUUGAUAUUUCAACCUUCCGAAAAGCCGUAUGCCUUCGGCGCCUGCCAGAAUGUUCUAAAGUGGAAGCCGAGUGAAAUGAACAGUAUAGAUUUCAAAUUACGGGUCGUAAAAGAGGAUCGAGUUGGAAUGAUAUCAAAAUGGAAAGGUGAACUUUUGGUCGGACAUGAUGUGAUCUACGCUGAAAUUAAAGUAAGCUCUGCAAUUAAGAAGCUUAACGGAAAGAUCAUUGAGUGCAAGUAUGAGAAUAACAAAUGGGUGUUCAUGCGAGAACGGACAGACAAGUCCUUCCCCAAUAGUUUCGAGACAGCCGAAGCGGUAUUAAAAAGUAUAAAAUACCCGGUAACGAAAGAGAAAUUGUUAAAGUUCAUUGACAGUAAUUGCGUCUGUGUUGAUUCAUACGAGCCCAAAGCGAAGUACUCUCGGCAUUAACAACAGAGGUAAUUGGAAAAAUGACGGACUUUAUUUGAAUAUUAAAAAAGGCUUUAAUAUACACAAAAGUGUAUAAUCAAUAUAACUCUAGUGUGGGGUCUCAUGUAGAAUUCAAAAGGAUUAUUAUUAUUAUCAUGAAAAUUUAAGCAAAUAUAACAAUGUGAAAUAGUGAACUUUCGAUUUUAUUUGUGUAUUUUAACAUUUUUUUUAAUGGUUGUGCGCAUUCAUUAUUCAAAAGUGGCAACGACUGUUGCCUUAAACAAUAGGCAUGAUGACAGUAUUAAAGAAUUAAAAAAUAAAUGAUUUUUAAGAAGAAACUAUUUUAAAAGGAUUCUAAAAAAUAAUCUCAUUAUAAUAUACAUAUUGAAAUGAAUGAGAUUUUUAAUAAAACAAAAGUAUAAAAUUCUGUAAUCGGCCAUUUUAUUUGAAACACCAAUCGGAUCGAAUGACGUCAUUCAUCAGUAUCUAUAACCCUUUCUCUUGAACAGUUGUUGUGUUCACGUGUUUCAAGAUUAAUUUUGUAUCAUUUUAUUAGUUGAGUCGUUGGUUAUUCGGGGUUUUGUGAAGAAAAUAAAACGUCCAAGAACCGUCAAUGAUGGAACAAGGUUUUAUUAAGGCAAAUUCUUCUAAUUUGCCCAGGAUUGAUUUGUUGAUGUUAGGAGAGUUUCUUUCAUCAAAUAAAGACUUUUGUUCAUAUGAAUUUCGAAAUGUGAAAACUUCCUUGUAAGUUCAUUUUUAUUUAUCUUUAGUAGGUUUGUUCAUUCAGUAGGUGGUUUCAUUGGUUUUUUUUUCGGUUAACUAUAUCACUCGCAGAUGAAGAAAGAGCCCUUAUAUUGUUACCAGUAAGAAUUGUUAAGACAAUAUUUCAUUUAGCUCCACUAGUACUGAAUUUGUGAAUUUACCUAUUUACAAAUACUUAUUUACCUAUUUUCUAUAAAUCUAAAUGUAUCAUAAAUAUAUAAUAAAUCUUUAUGAAUCUCUGCCUCUAUAUAUUUGCGUUAAGCCACUUAUUUCUCACAAUUUUCUUGUUUGGAACAUACACAAACAAUUUGUUAGAUGUUGAUGUUGAUGUAUUUUUAUACGGAAGGACCGCAUGCCACUUGUAAAAUUUGGAAUUCAUUUUUAACCUUAGGAAAUAUGCUAUAUAUACUUUCUGAUUUUUUUCGUUGAGUAUAGACACAAUACAACGUUUACUGUCGUUUACUGAGGAAUGACGUCACGUGCAGGCGCCAUGACACCUGCGGGUGUUUUCGAGCGAAAUUCAAAAUAGGUAAAUGAAAAUGCAAUUAUUUGCGAAAAAAGUUAGUUUAUAACUGAAAUAAAAUGAUUUUCAGUAAUAGUAGAUGUGUACCUACAUUAUAGAAGGUUAUUUCAAAAUCAGUCAUCAUGCUUAUUAUCAUAAAAUAUGUUUGAUUAAUACAAAUAAUAUAAUGAUACAAUAGUAGGUUGGUAGUAUACAAAAUUUAUUAGAUUUUUCAUGAUUUAUACAAAUUACUAUUAGAACAGACAUUACAAACUGAACAUCUUUAUUGUAUUCUGCAUAUAAAAUUUAAAUAAAUUAACACUUAAAAAAUAUUGAAAAUUAUAAUAACAAUUAUAAUUAUUUAUUCAUGUAUCAAACAUACAUGAUCGACAAGAAAAACAUUAAUUUUUAUAUUGACAAAUUUACUUUGUCGAAAUUAUUUUAUAUGGAAUAAUUAAUGCAUGAAUACUGCAACUAUGUAAUUUUGUGUGUCAUCUAAAGCACACUCAGUGCUAUGAUUUUUUUUUUAAAUUCCAAAACAUGUUGAAAGCAAUUUCUCCAGACUCUCUCCAGACUCCAGUUAAUGUUUUAGCUAAUUAAAAAUGUGAUUGCCUCAA